AACCUCCUCAACUCUCUCUCCUCUCUCGCCGGUCGCCGCCGAUCUCCUCUUCGUCGCUCCAAAGUGAUCCACACCCACAGCGAUCGAUCUCUUGGCACGCCGCGGCAAGCGCACCCGCCUCGGAUCAGUUCGCGGGAUCUCGGAGCAGCUAGAGUUGGCGCACGCGAAUCGCGAUGGCCGCGCAGCCGUGGAGGUCGCUGCUCUGCUGCGUGGGCGGCGGCGCGGCGGCAGGCGAGGGCGACGGGCCGGCGUCCCCGCGGCGGCGGCGGCGGGGGCGGGACCAGCCGCUGCUGCUCCCGGCCUCCUCGUCGUCGGCGGCGUCGCGGGUGUCGCUGUCGAGCCUCGGCUCGUCGGGGCCGCUCACGCCGGAGGACCUCUCGCUCACGCUGUCCGGCUGCUCCGACCUGCACGCCUUCACCUACGCCGAGCUGCGCGGCGCCACCGCGGGGUUCUCCCGCGGUAACUACCUCGGCUGCGGCGGGUUCGGCCCCGUCUACCGGGGCCGCGUCGACGACGGCCUCCGCCCGGGGCUGCCCGCGCAGGAGGUGGCCGUCAAGUACCUCGACCCCGACUGCGGCACGCAGGGCCACCGGGAGUGGCUCGCCGAGGUCUUCUUCCUCGGCCAGCUCCGCCACGGGAACCUCGUCAGGCUCCUCGGCUACUGCUACGAGGACCACCACCGGAUGCUCGUCUACGAGUACAUGAGCAACGGCAGCCUCGAGAAGCACCUCUUCAAAAGUCUUGAUGGCGCCAUGCAGUGGAAGAGGAGGAUGGAGAUCGCCUUCAGCGCCGCCAAGGGCCUCGCCUUCCUCCACCACGCCGACACACCGGUCAUCUACCGCGACUUCAAGGCGUCCAACAUCCUGCUCGACUCGGACUACAACGCCAAGUUGUCCGACUUUGGGCUCGCCAAGGAUGGGCCCCAGGGCGACACGACCCACGUCACGACACGUGUCAUGGGGACAAACGGGUAUGCGGCGCCCGAGUACAUCAUGACGGGGCACUUGACCGCCAAGAGUGAUGUCUACAGCUUCGGAGUGGUGCUCCUGGAGCUUUUGACAGGCCGCCGGUCCGUCGACCGGGCUCGGCGCCCUAGAGAGCAGAGCCUGGUGGACUGGGCUAGACCCUACCUCAAGAAGCCCGACAAGCUCUACCGGGUCAUGGACCCAGCCAUGGAAGGCCAGUACUCGUGCCAAGGGGCGGAACGGGCUGCUAUGGUGGCGUACAAGUGCCUGAGCCAGAACCCGAAGUCCAGACCCACCAUGCAGGAGGUGGUCCAGGCCCUCGAGCCCAUACUCGGCAUGGACGAUUACCUCCAGAUUGGCCCAUUUGUUUUCACGGUUAUAGUGGAGGACAUCAGCGAGGGCAAAGGCAAGAUGGUUGAUGGUGAGAAGGUGAACAUGAGGGUCAAGACGACGGUGGAGGAGAAGCACCAGAGCCACUAGGAACUGCACCGGCAAAAGUUCCCGAACUCUGCGGUCCACGCUGAGGUGCUGCACCGGGACGGCGACCUCGGGCCGCACAUCAGCGCGCUGCGGCGGCACCGGAGGACGGCGAGCUACGUCGGGGAGAGAGGAGCGUAGGUUUCAUGGUCGAUUAGCACGGCAGGUACUAGGAAAGAAGCAGCAAAGGGAAGAUUGAUUGUGUACAUAAUUGAGCUAGAUCGUAGAGGGAUGUGAGUAUGUGACACAAGAAGCCACACAAAAAGACCACGCCGCAUUGGCUGGGUCGCCACAUUUUUUUGUUCAAUUUUUUCGUUCUGGAUAGUGAUACUUGGUGUAAUUGCCCAUGGUGUCAUGAUUAUAAAUGACAUAUUAAUUGUCAUAUUGUUCAA
Messenger RNA from Panicum virgatum (switchgrass), 1834 nucleotides. RefSeq names its product serine/threonine-protein kinase RIPK-like. The record is from RefSeq and is a predicted model, not a curated record. The transcript is spliced from 3 exons. NCBI's taxonomy places the organism in Eukaryota, Viridiplantae, Streptophyta, Magnoliopsida, Poales, Poaceae. The coding region runs from base 174 to 1445 and encodes 423 amino acids. Gene Ontology annotation, molecular function: protein kinase activity; ATP binding. Gene Ontology annotation, biological process: protein phosphorylation.